AUGGUGGUUUGGUGGUCAGCGGUGAAGGGUCAUCUGGUUAAGGAAGAAGAGGUGAGGGUAGGGGUUGAUGAAGGUGGUUGGCAGCGAAUAACAGUGGAGAACGAAGAUGGUGGGUUUCAGCUAAAGUUUGGUGUCGCUGGGAAUUUGAGGUUUUAUUGGAAACUCACAUUUCUCUGUAUGAGGUUUUGUUCAUUGAGGUGCUUAGACCACUUACAUUCUAUCUCAAGCAAUUAA
This is a messenger RNA of Lactuca virosa, 234 nucleotides long. Lineage: Eukaryota; Viridiplantae; Streptophyta; Magnoliopsida; Asterales; Asteraceae. The record is from the annotation of a GenBank genome assembly.